Messenger RNA from Pocillopora meandrina, 1255 nucleotides. NCBI's taxonomy places the organism in Eukaryota, Metazoa, Cnidaria, Anthozoa, Scleractinia, Pocilloporidae. The record is from the annotation of a GenBank genome assembly.
AUGUCAGAUCUCUCCAUUCACUGCAAUUCUUGUGAUGAAAGUACUCCUUGGCAGACAUCACCCAACCUUGCCAAGAAAGGCAAAUCAUUUGAUGUCAACCGGAGAGCUGUCUACCACUCAAUAGAAACUGGAAGUGGCUACGACGGACUCUCUUCUUUCUGUGCGAUAAUGAACAUGCCUUGUUUGUCAAGAGCUGCUUACUACAAGCAAGUUGAUGUAAUUUUGGAAGCACUGGAAAGUGAAGCAAAAGAAGAACUAAAAGGUGCAGGCCAAAGGCUCCGAAAGCUAAUCAUGGAGGAAAAUGGCAUCUCAGACAGCACCACAAUAAUUGAUGCUGCUGUUAGCUUUGAUGGCACUUGGGCCAAAAGAGGUUUCACAUCACUAACAGGUGUUGUUUUCGUCAUCUCAAUUGACACAGGAGAAGUUUUAGACUAUCACGUGAUGUCUAAAUCUUGCCGUAAGUGCUCCCUAAAGAACUCACAAUGUGAAGGGAAUGUGGAAGAGUUUGAAGAAUGGAGGAGGGAGCAUGUUGCAUCUGGAGAUUGUGACAUCAACUUCGAAGGAAGUUCACCUGCUAUGGAAGCAGAAGGAGCUUCUGUUCUUUGGAAUAGAUCCAUCGAACUUCAUAACAUGAGGUACAAAUGGAUGGUGUCAGACGGGGGACAGUAAGGCCUUUAACACUGUUCAACAUGCCUAUGAUGACUGUGAAGUUAUUAAACUGGAUUGUGUAGGCCAUGUGCAGAAAAGGAUGGGCAAACAUUUAAUGAAUUUGAAGGCAUGCAGUAAGGGUAAACUUGCUGAUGGAAAACCUAUAGGAGGGCGUGGCCGGCUUACAGAAGGAAAGAUCAAGCAGCUUCAAAGGUACUAUGGCCUAGCAAUCCGGCAAAACACCUUGACCAAGGCAAAUCCCUCUGAACGGGAGGUUGACAUUGCAGUUUAUGCUAUGAAACAAAAUAUUAUUGCCAUUCUCCAUCACUGUGUAAAUUCAACUGACAAUGCUAAACAACACCGCUUCUGUCCACCAGGUGAUUCAUCAUGGUGCAAAUGGCAACAGGACCAGGCAACAGGAACCAGUACCUACAAAGGAGAUGACUGUUUGCCCGAAGUCUUCGUGGAGACUCUAAAACCCACAUUUGUGUCAUUAAGUGACAGUAAACUUUUAGAAAGAUGUGUACGAGGAAAAACCCAGAACCCAAAUGAAAGCAUCAACGCAAUGGUUUGGGUCCGUGUCCCAAACAUAAACACCAUGGAGUGA